GGAGCUGGAUGUCCACAAGAUCCUACUAGAGGGCAGAGAGCGGCGUAUUGUAUUUAGAGGUAGAAGCUGGACACUGAAGAAAGGCAAUCAUAAGAGGACUCUCCACAUCGGAAAAUUCAAGCUCUAGAGAAAGCAACAACCUAUCACAUAAUAUGGGGUGCACAAUAUUUGGCUAUCUUUUGGACUGUUAUUUGGCAUCAAUUCUGAUUGGAUCUCAGCUGUGGAGCAAGCUCACAGAUAAAGCUACUAUCUCCUCUACAAGGCUGGUGGAUGGGGAGGAGGUGACAUUGACCUGUACAAGUCCUGGUAGAUGUCGGCAUAUAAGACCACAGAUUACAUGGGAAGGACCCAUUACUGAUAUAAGACAGAAGAUGUAUGAUGUCACCUAUGGAGAUGGCAGCAGAACCUUCCAUUCCAAUAUCACAUUCACCCCAAGAAAGUCACACAACAAUUCUGCAUUAUUCUGUAAAGUGACCUUCAAAUCAAACUUGACCACAGUGCAGAAGAGGACAAUGAAUGUUGUAUGGUCAGAGUUACAAUUUAUCGCUGUGAUGGGGGCUGCAGUUGGCGGAUUUCUUUUAUUCAUGCUCAUUUUGAUAGGAGCUUUCUUAAUUAAACACUUCAGAAAGACAAGACAUAAAAAUAUUAAAGAAAACUUGAAAAAUAGUGAAACGCCAGAAGACACUGUACCAGAAGAUGUUCAGUUCACUGCAGAAGAGGAUUCCAUGGAUAUGAUUACUGGUGAUAUGCAGUAUGCAAGCAUUGACUUCUCCAAGUUGAAGCCUAAGGAGGAUGUCAACGAAAACAUGGAAACAGAAUACUCUGAAAUAAAGAAAACACAACAAGAUGAAUAAGUCUUCUCCAUAUUAGUCUUUCUCCUCUCCAAAGCCUCUUCAGUGAAGCAGCUAGGCUCAUUUAUGUGCCCCAUCUCUACACCAAGGCCUCCACUCUGUGCCAGUCACUGCACUGAUGCCUCCUAUCUGGUACAAUGGUUGCCUAUUCACUAUAGAAAACUUCUUACAUAUCACUUUGGUCCACAAAGCUCUCCCUAUUGCAGGAUGUGCUACAUCUCCUCCCUCAUCUCUGUCUACCACCCUACCCGUGGUCUAUGUUCUGCCAACCGUGUAGGGCUUAAUAUGCUCCAUAACCGUCUUUUCCACUCCCAUCUUUAUGACUUCUCCCAUGCAUUUCCACUUCUCUGUAAGUCCCCUGCAUCAGGUUAAUAGCCAACAUGCACACAUUUCAGUGAGACAUAACAACUCUUCCUUUUAACUAGACCCAUCACAAUUUUAUAUUAACUCAUGCCCUAUAAUCACUAGUAAUGCAACAGCGGCAUAGGCAAUAUUCAUUUUCGCGAUAUUUUGCAAAUUUUUAGCAUAAUAUUCGCAA
Bufo gargarizans (Asiatic toad) is the source of this 1389-nucleotide messenger RNA. RefSeq lists its product as uncharacterized. Lineage: Eukaryota; Metazoa; Chordata; Amphibia; Anura; Bufonidae. The transcript has 6 exons. Bases 153 to 854 code for a protein of 233 amino acids. The record is from RefSeq and is a predicted model, not a curated record.